Molecule: messenger RNA, 395 nt
Organism: Protopterus annectens (West African lungfish)
Lineage: Eukaryota; Metazoa; Chordata; Ceratodontiformes; Protopteridae
Gene: RPS28
Product: ribosomal protein S28
Exons: 4
Coding region: 87-296 (69 amino acids)
Biological process (GO): translation; maturation of SSU-rRNA; ribosomal small subunit assembly
Cellular component (GO): cytosolic small ribosomal subunit; ribosome
Molecular function (GO): structural constituent of ribosome
Source: RefSeq, a predicted model, not a curated record
CUGAGGCUAUAACUACGCGACAGGAUUGAGUAUAAAACUUGCGUCGUUUCAUCACGUGAUUCCUUUUGCUAUUUUGAUCUCAAAAGAUGGACGCUAGCCGCGUGCAGCCUAUUAAGUUAGCCAGAGUUACCAAGGUUCUGGGAAGGACUGGCUCCCAGGGGCAGUGUACCCAGGUUCGUGUUGAGUUCAUGGAUGACAGCAACCGGUCUAUCAUUCGUAAUGUCAAGGGGCCUGUUCGAGAAGGUGAUGUACUUACCUUGCUAGAAUCUGAAAGAGAAGCAAGGAGAUUACGUUAAUGGGUUCUGAAGACUGGAACUGGCCUGACCUGUCAUCUGCACCAGGCUGUGUAAUAAAUGAACAUUCGUGUUGCACUGUAAAAUAAAUCUUUUUCCAAA